Messenger RNA from Scutellospora calospora, 174 nucleotides. NCBI's taxonomy places the organism in Eukaryota, Fungi, Glomeromycota, Glomeromycetes, Diversisporales, Gigasporaceae. The record is from the annotation of a GenBank genome assembly.
GACGAAUGCACGGCGAUGGAAUGAUAUAUGAAAGUAGUGGAGGAACCAGCUCAGAUGUUAGAGCCAAAAUUGAAUGUGAUCAAAUCGUUGGUGAGUGUAAAAGAGACAUAGAUGAAUUGGAUUUUCUUGGAUGGUCGGGAAAUCGGUUUGAAUUGUAUAUUGAGAAAAGCGAAA